UUUUGUUUUUGCUUUUUUUCAAUGCAACACGACGAAGUUAUUUGGAGUGUGAUUAACAAUCACUUUUGCUCGUUCAAAGUGAAGACGCAGACGCAGACAUUCUGUCGGAAUGAGAACAACAUUACUGGUCUGUGCAACCGACAGAGCUGCCCGCUCGCCAACAGCCGCUACGCCACCAUCAAAGAGCAGAAUGGCAUCCUUUAUCUCUACAUGAAAACUAUCGAACGCGCACACAUGCCGUCGCAACUCUGGGAGCGCGUCAAGCUCUCCAAGAACUACGAGAAGGCCCUCGAGCAGAUUGACACAAACCUGGCAUACUGGCCAAAGUACAUUGUGCACAAGAACAAGCAGCGCUUCACCAAGAUCACCCAGAUGCUCAUUCGCAUGCGCAAGCUCAAGCUCAAGUCGCAGGAGAAGCUUGUGACGGUGAACAAGAAGGUUGAGCGCCGCGAAGCUCGCCGCGAAGAGAAGGCGCUCGUUGCCGCACACAUUGAGCAGUCGAUCGAAAAGGAGUUGCUCGAGCGCUUGCAGAAGGGCACCGUCUAUGGCGACAUUUACAACUUCCCCACGCAGGCAUUCGAGAAGGCCCUGGACGAACAAGAAAUCGAGGACGCCGAGCUUGAAGAAGACCAAGACGACGACGACAACAGCGGCAACCGCGAGUUUGUGGAAGAUUUCGACGACGAAAACGACUAUAUCGACGAUCUCGAGGACGGGCAAGAGUUUGAGUUUGAGGAAGAGGACGGCGACGACGACAUGAUGGAAAUCGACGAGGACGAUGACGGCAACGACGAUGACGACGGUGAAGACAUGGACGAUAUGGACGACGACGACGAUGACGAGGAUGAAGACGACGACGUCGCCCCUGUCCAAACGCGCCGCGGUGCUGCUGCCGCUGCUUCUAGCAAUAAGGCGCUUCGCGGCAAGGCUGCUGCUGGCGUCGACAAAUUCAUGGCAGAGCUGGCCCAGAAGGCACAGGCUGCCGCUGCCAAGAAGGGUGGCAAGCCACCAGUAUCGUCCGGCAAACCAUCGGCCGCAGAUGUCGCACCACGGCGAUCAACCCGAGGAGCCGCCGCCCCUGCACAGCCACCAAAAGGGGCCAAGCGACGUGGAGGCGCUGCUGGUGGCCGCGUCGAAAUUGAAUACGAGCAUGAGGACGAGCAUGGUCUCCGCCAAACACAAUGGUAGUCAUUCUACGUGUCUACCUAGCUUUUGUCGUCCUUGUGUUAAGAUACUGUACUCGUUCCAAAACUUAUUACAAAAAAUUCGCUUCAUGACA
Messenger RNA from Capsaspora owczarzaki ATCC 30864, 1279 nucleotides. RefSeq names its product Rbm13-prov protein. The transcript is spliced from 2 exons. Gene Ontology annotation, biological process: maturation of 5.8S rRNA; maturation of LSU-rRNA. Lineage: Eukaryota; Filasterea; Ministeriida; Capsasporidae. Gene Ontology annotation, cellular component: preribosome, large subunit precursor; nucleolus. Bases 22 to 1188 code for a protein of 388 amino acids. The record is from RefSeq and is a predicted model, not a curated record.